AUGAAGCCCAGACCGGGCACAAAGCCAUUCGCCGGCCUGCGACUUCCGGGAUUCAUGCCUGCUUUCGGUGGAUGCAGCAGCAACGAGGCAGCAGCGAUGCGCUCGCCCGCCAGGCCAUUUGACCGCUCCUCUGUUCCCCAUCAUCGCCACUCAGGUCCGCCAAUGCAGGCCACACCGCUCAUCAGAUCGCCAAGACGUGCAAGAGGCGAGCAACAGAAGCAGCCUCUGGUAGCCGCUUCGAAGGCGCUUGGCGCGUCUGGGGCGCUCGGCAAGGUGCACGCAGCCAAAACACGCUUUUCCACCUCGACGUGCCUCGCGGGCCCGUUCGACCAUGCAAUCACGCGACGGGACAUCCGCCGCCCAUCUGCAACGCCCUUCCGACCUCCAUCUGCGCGGCUUGAUCUGCGAGCACCACGCGCUUGGAGUCCUCCGUAUCGGCACAUCCGUCUGCUUCGCAUCCACGACUGCGGACAUUUCCACUCGAUCGAGGCGUUCCCACGACCCGCCCGACCGCUGCUUCCCACGCAUCCCGGCACGUCACAUUCUGGAAAGCUGCUCAAUCUUGUGCUUCGAGCACCGCAACCGGAACGCGCGCGAUCGGACUAG
Molecule: messenger RNA, 606 nt
Organism: Moesziomyces antarcticus
Lineage: Eukaryota; Fungi; Basidiomycota; Ustilaginomycetes; Ustilaginales; Ustilaginaceae
Exons: 3
Coding region: 1-606 (201 amino acids)
Source: RefSeq, a predicted model, not a curated record